GUAUCGUGGGCAUGCGCAGUAGAGUGGCUACAGUGCUAGCAGCUGAGUUGUGUGUGCAGUUAUUUAAAGACAUUUAAAAUGGCUAGUUGUUCUUGGGCAGAAAACAUACUCCAGCUCCUCCGUAAAAUGAAUAACUUUUAUUUACCAGGUUCGUGUCGUUCAAGCUGCUUUCGUUUUGAGAUUGAAGGAGCCCAGGUCGGCUGGAUACCUCCUCACGUAGCUUCGCUUUUAGCACGCUAUCCAGACGUGUUCAGUCCGCCACACCAGGGUGCAGUGACCCUCUGCCACGGCCUGGACUCGUACGAAAAGAGAUCCGAGGCUGUGAGUCAUGUACUGCAAUCUCUCAGACAGGAGCCCUCUUUAACCUGCCUUAAAGGAUGGAGAGAUGAAAAAUACAGUGUAAUGCCCAGAUUUUCAGACUGCCCUUUGAUGUGGAUGGAAAGAGCAGCUACAAGUCUCUUUGGGGUGAAGCGGUAUGGAGUUCAUAUCAAUGGCUACACUGUCAGUGACAGUCAGGAGGUUUGUAUGUGGUUGGCACGGCGCUCCCACACCAAGCAGACGUACCCUGGGCUCCUGGAUAACAUGGCAGCAGGUGGGCUGGCUGCUGGUGUUGGCAUCAAACACACUCUGGUCAAAGAGUGUCAGGAGGAAGCCUGUGUUCCAGCAGCCACAGCUAAGAAGGCUCGUCCAGUUGCAACAGUAAGCUACACAUAUGAGGAUGAAGAGGGUGUGUUUCCAGAAAGCCAGUUUGUCUUUGAUUUGGAACUUCCUUUGGAGUUUAAGCCCAUAAUAGGGGAUGGAGAGGUGCAGGAGUUUUACCUCCUCCCCAUAGAUAAGGUGAAGGAACUGCUGGCCACUGAUGACUUCAAACCCAACUCUGCCAUGGUAGUCUUGGACUUUCUCAUAAGACACUCGUACAUUGACCCUGACACAGAGCCGUACUAUCAGGACUUUGUGACAGGACUCCACCAGAUAUUAUAGAACGAAGAUGAAGAUUAAACUCAUUGUGCCUGAGGCACCAUAUGUCAUGUGGUGCCAACAUUGUUGUUCACAUUUACAGUUGCAAGAAACAUCAUAAAAAUGUGAACUUUUCUUUAGUGUUUCUUCAGAAACACUAAAGAAAAGUCAUACACUUUAUUGUACAACAUGUUAAUAUUAAAUAUAGUGAGUUAUUAUAUUUCACAGGUGUUUUUCAUGCAGUUUUGUUCAGUGGGCUCAGCCUGAUAACUGCAGGUGAGUGGUUCAGAGGAUGGCUGAACCACAUGAGUGCUGGAUCUAAGAAUGACAUGUAAGAGUUAUCAUGCACAACACUUUGCAGGUGUCAUGCAGACCUCAGAGUAAAUAUGCUCUAUAUUAUCUAUAGUCAUAGUACGACCUUUUAAGUUCAAAGUGCAAUUUCAGUUUCUGCACUUCCACCCAUUAAAUGCAGUAAUCAUACUUGAUUCAAAUCUAGUCAUCUCCUUAUAUACUGCAAGUCUAUAGGAUAAAAAUGUAGAGAAGAAAAAUAUGUUAUGUUAUUCUUUUGAGAGAAGAGAAGAUAAGCAACCUCAUUAGAGUAAAGCACACAUGGAUAUUUGCUGUGUAGGCGGGUGGUUUGUGGGAUCCAGCACUGGUCACAUAAACCUGACAGAGUGUGGAGCUGUGUUUGGUACAGCUGAAAAACUGUUUACACAGUGAUAUAUACGACAAUAUACACAUAUAACACUCCAAAAGAAGAAUGUUUUGAGAUUCCUCACAGCAAUAAAGUGGAAC
Pundamilia nyererei is the source of this 1752-nucleotide messenger RNA. RefSeq names its product thiamin pyrophosphokinase 2 (gene tpk2). The record is from RefSeq and is a predicted model, not a curated record. The coding region runs from base 79 to 981 and encodes 300 amino acids. NCBI's taxonomy places the organism in Eukaryota, Metazoa, Chordata, Actinopteri, Cichliformes, Cichlidae. Gene Ontology annotation, molecular function: 8-oxo-dGDP phosphatase activity. The transcript has 8 exons.